Mesorhabditis spiculigera is the source of this 897-nucleotide messenger RNA. Lineage: Eukaryota; Metazoa; Nematoda; Chromadorea; Rhabditida; Rhabditidae. The record is from the annotation of a GenBank genome assembly.
AUGACGUACGAAGAGAUGUCCGCGCGCCAUGAGAAGCAUGUUUUCCUUGGCAUCCUCUUCAUCAUCUCCGGGAUUUUCUUUGAGAUCUGCUAUAUGCUAUCAAUGUCCGUCAUCUGCACCAAGGAGUUCCUUCAGAUGUCCUGCUACAAGUUGAUGAUGUGUCUAGGCAUCAUCGACAUAAUCACUAUCCUGAUGAGUAAUUUCUUGUGCGGAUUCUUCUACAUCGUCGGCACGGAAUACUGUAUGUAUCCGCAUCUGAUUUAUCUAACCGGAGCGGUCGUGGAUGGAUUCUUCAACGCGUGUUGCCUCUGCUGUACUAUCCUGGUCUUCAACCGCUUGGUAGACAUCUGGAAGCCGCACAUCGGACAUAUGCUAUUUAAGGGUGGUCGUACCUGGAUCUGGGUGGGAAUCGUCAUUAUCUAUGCCCUCUGGUUCGCCACAUAUCCGCCACCAGCCCUGUUUAAUGCCGAUUACGGUACCGUCAUCUACCACCCACUGAUCCCGGGCAAGGAGCAUUUGGAGUACGGGUCAAUCUACCAAACGGUGAACAAUUUCGUCGUGGCCAUCGUCAUCUUCAGCUGCUACGCCUUGAUCUACAUCAUUCACUCGAUGCGCCUCAGAGGUCAGAGUGAUGCCAAGAUGCAGUCGAAGGUGCAGAGAAAGAUCAGCUGGGAGCUCACCCACGGAAUGCCCGCCAUCGUCUACCUGUUUUUGAACAAGACGAUCCAGCGUCGCGCCUUGAGAAAGGUAUCAAACUGCUUCAACUACAACAAAUCGGUGGCCUCCUUCUACUUGACGACCUCGACCGUCAAGCCAACGAUGCCCCAGACUUCUUCGACAAUCGAAAAACAUUCGAAGAGCGGCAGUAAUCAACAUGACGGCGAAACUGUCGUUUAU